This is a messenger RNA of Nematostella vectensis (starlet sea anemone), 4907 nucleotides long. Its product is annotated as ras GTPase-activating protein nGAP. Bases 311 to 3877 code for a protein of 1188 amino acids. Gene Ontology annotation, biological process: regulation of GTPase activity. The record is from RefSeq and is a predicted model, not a curated record. The transcript has 24 exons. NCBI's taxonomy places the organism in Eukaryota, Metazoa, Cnidaria, Anthozoa, Actiniaria, Edwardsiidae.
GCUUUCCUCCAACGUUCCCGACAAAAGCACACGUUCUCCAUAAGUAUUUGUUUGAAGAAAAACGAACUUUGCUCCUUAAACAUUACAUCUAAAAAUGGGGCUGACUUGCACAAACUUACACUCCAAGAAAGUUGACGCUUCCGAUCUGCUACGAAGGAUCUGAUUGGUUGAGAAUCGCUUAAGCAAAGACAAAGGCGUAAAGUGACAGUAGCCGAAAAAUCACGAUUGUUUAGACGAGCAAAACAUGCUUUGCACGGCUACCAAGGCCGAUAAAAACCAAAGUGUAUGAGAAGCAGCCUUCGCUGGAUCUAUGUUCUGUAACAAAUUAGAGGGAUGGGUAGAAAUUCUAGAGAAAGAUCAAGAAACCUGGUCACCGAAGUUCUGCGUUGUUGAUCAAGCAAGAAAUGCUAUUCAGCUGUUUCAAGAUGAGCAGCGCUACUUUGAAUAUGUCGAUGCCUUCUUUAUAAAAACUGAGUUUGUAAGGCCAAAGGAGACAUGGGAAUCCAAACAGCAAGAAGCAGCAAAGACAAAGCGGCGCAGCCAGAGUCUCAUCCCAGGUGGCUCAAGUCCUUUGCUAGGACACAGGUUAAUGGGUUUCUCGCGAAAGCUGGCAGCGGGUCUACGACAGUACCGGACCCGAAGUGUGUCGUCAUUUGACGAUGGUGAUGACGAGCUUCAGGGGAGGUCCUUGUCACAUGGUCACUUGCUCAUUUCACGAUCACAGGAAUCACUUUUCCAGAACAGAUCAACCGACAAUCCCCAGCACACUGAGACAAUGGAGUCGCUGGACAUGUCGGUGUCGGGCAAGGUGAGCGUGCGGCCCAUCCAUCCCAGCAUCCUUCACCGGCAGCACUGCUUCCAAGUGACGUCACCGACCGAGGUCAAGUACUUCUCGUGUCGUAGUGCGCAGGAGCUCAAUAAAUGGGUGAACAGCAUCAAGAAGUCUAUUCAGCCCGCGCGCGACCAGCAGAAUCGAAUGGAUAUAUCCCUCAGCGUAUGGGUGUGCGAGGCCAAGGGUGCAAUGACCACGCCCAAAAAGAGGUACUUUUGCGAGCUUCUCCUAGACAAGAUGCUUUACGCAAGAACGACUUCCAAGACCAAGGUCGAUACACUGUUCUGGGGAGAGAACUUUUCGUUCAAUGACUUGCUUGACCUGUCCACCAUCACGGUGAACAUCUACAAAGAUCUCGAGGCAAAGAACAAGAAAGAGAAACGCAAGCUUGUAGGCACUGUCAAUAUCCCGGUCAGAGACCUGGACUCUAGUCAAGAGGUGGAGAAGUGGUUUCCGGUUGACAUGACAACGAAAGGCAAUGCGGACAGUGGGAGCAUAAGGCUGAAGAUCAAGUAUCAGAAAAUCCAUAUUUUACCGCUAACCACAUAUAACGAAAUGCUGUCGUACCUAAGCAACAACUACAUGCACUUGUGUGGAACCCUGGAGUCGGCCGUCAGCUCCAAAGUUAAGGACGAGAUCGCUGGUGUGAUUCUCAGGGUGCUGCAGCCUGUCGGCAAAGCGCAAGAAUUCCUUGUUGACAUCGUCAUGGAUGAGGUCAAUAGACUCGGAUCAGCGGAUGAGAAUCUCGUUUUUCGCGGUAAUUCCUUCGCAACUAAAGCCAUGGACACUUACAUGAAGAUGGUUGGCGAGUCGUAUCUCCAGGAGACACUUGGUGACUUUGUGCAAUCCGUGUACGCGAUGAGCGAAGACUGUGAGGUCGACCCUGCUAAGUCUGUGAAUGGAAGCAUUCAGAGUAAUCAAGAGAAUCUAAAGGCUUUUGCUGAGAAAGCAUGGAACCACAUCUUGUGCUCAUCCUGUAUCUUUCCCUGUGACUUGCAAGACACUUUUCACGAGUUCCGUCAGAGAAGUAUCAACGGUAGUAGAGACCUCAGCAAUAAAUUAAUCAGUGCGUCCAUCUUCCUACGGUUUCUAUGCCCUGCCAUCAUGUCUCCAAGCUUGUUCCAUCUUGUCCAGGAAUACCCGAAUGAACGGAUUCUGCGGACGCUGACACUGAUCGCUAAAGUCAUCCAGAAUCUUGCGAACUUCACCAAGUUUGGCGGCAAGGAGGACUACAUGGGUUUCAUGAAUGACUUCGUCCAGAACGAAUUCGACAAAAUGAGGGAGUUUGUCGCCACAAUCUCGUCUCCAUCAGUUGGUCGGGAAAACCGUUUUGAAGGAAGUAUCGAUCACGGAAGGGAACUAGCUCUACUCUACAACAUUCUCAAGGAUCAGUUGGGCAGAUUGAGCAAGGAGUCCCUAGACAAGCUCAGCGAGUUGAACUCUAUCCUAAACUCACUGGAGGGGUCCUACGCCACGGCCGACCACAGCAUACCCAACACUGCGGCAUCACCAUCGAGAAAAUGGGCGUCAUCCUCGGAUCUGAUCAGCGACCAGGAGAAGGAGAAGGUCACUUUGACACCCGUGACGCCCAUGAAGCUCUCGAAAUCACAAACUAAGGAGCUCAGGGACUCACAUACAUCACUUGAUGACUGGAAGAAAAGCGUCAAACGUGGGAACCGAGCGUUGCCGACACCGCAGCACUUGAUCGUGUCUCCUGAGGACAUCCUUGCGUCGUCGCCGUUUGAUUCGGAAUCGCGUCGGUAUUCGUUGCCGGUCAGCCGAGAUCUCGAAGACAUGUCGAAUACAAGUACGGGCACUCUUCGGCGAUAUUCGUAUCUAAAUGCGAUGGAUAGCGCAGAUGAUUUUAUUAAGGAACGUAAUUGGGCAGUCAGCAUGAGUCCACGUCGUGGAAAUGGUGAUUUUAUCCAUGGUUUUGACAGCACAGAAACACAAGAGAGUCGUGUUACCGCACAAAAACAGUUAUCUCAGUCCUACUCGAGCCUCGAUUACGUGCAAAGAGGAAAAACUCCGCAGAGACCGUGGUCAAUGCUCAUUGAAUCCCCCAACGGUUACAACCUACCGGGGAGCCCUAAACACGCGCACACACCCCAAUUGAUAACGGAUUUAUCACGAUCCGCAUCAGGGACAAAUCUCAGUAGGUGCUCGCAAAAAACAUCCUCUCUCGCGAUUGAUGAUUCCCUUACACGAGGCAAUAAAUAUAACAAAAAUGGGGACGAAUCCUCGCCGAAUGUAUCUCCCGUCACGCGUCGAAGAAGCCCGAACCAUUCGCCGAAGAUGCUUCGGACACACCGAGAGGAGACCGAUUCCUUGACACGUGUGAAUCGGACACCGUCGGCGACGAGCAGCAGUUCAAGUGAGAGCAGCGGGAGCUGGCCGACUUCGGGUUUUGGAAGUUUGGACAGGAAGGACGAUGGGUCGACCAUCCGGACAAAGAGACGUCAACAUAAACUACCGGCCACACCUGUAGAGAAGCCGAGACGGGGGUCUGGCUCGACCACAAGUUCAGAAAUAGUCCCACCUCUAGCUGAAGACGAACUCCGUGACGAAAGUCCAAGCGGUACUUUGCGGCAGAAGACACCGGACGAGGUAACAAGAAUGACGAAAAACUUAAAGGCAGAUGAGGAGGAAUUGAGGCGGGAGCUAGCGGAGACAAAGCGUGUCCUGGCUUCCACGCACGAACAACUAAUCCUCCAAGAAUCCACCACCCACAAACUCGUCGCCUCAUUCAAGGAACGCCUGGCAGAAAGCGAACAGAACCUACGGCGCGUGCGGGAAGAGAAGGAGCGCGAAGUCGCCGAGCUGAUGGAAAAACUCGUGAGAGUAGAGAAUGAGCUAGCACGAGAGAGACGAGACAUGCAGGGUGUCACGCAAGCGAAGCAGAGGAUCAUCGACGCCCAGGAGCGCAGAAUACGAACCCUGGACGCGAGUAACGCAAGACUUGUCACGACACUCAACAAGAUGAAGGUGCAGCAUGACAAAGACAAAAGUAACCAUAUUGAUAACGAGACUAUUGACCACGUUUGAUGUUCAAACAUCUUUGUCACGCAAUACCUUGUUUGAUAAGGGACAUCACAAGAGUAACGCUAGACUUGUCUAGACACUCAACAAGAUGAAGGUGCAGCGUGACAAAGACAAGAGUAACCAAAUUGAUAAUGAGACUAUCGACCACGUUUGAUGUUCAAACAUCUUUUUCACGCAAUACCUUGUUUGAUAAGGGAUAUCACAAGAGUAACGCAAGACUUUUCACGACACUAAACAAGAUGAAGGCGCAGAGUGACAAAGACAAGAACGACUACUUUUUCUCCUGUUUUUUUAGAUAAGGUCUCAUACAUUUACUGUAGUUUUGGCUGCUAGAAGGGGGACCCCUAGGCCACCCCCCUGGCUACGCCCCUGUAUUUGCUACAAUGCCGCGCGAUCUGGAAACGGGCAUGUUUAGAUUUACAAAUUUACAUACCUAUACCUAUACUAUUUUACAUUUUCAUAUUUUUUUGCCAUGCGUGAUCGAGCGGGUAGGAGAUGGGCAAUAUCUAUUGGUAUUAGCAGGUCUAGUACAAAAAGAUGCUUUGAUCUCAAGAUUUCACACUCAUGACGCGCAACAAAAAGCUUGAUGAGAAAAUAGUAAAUAUUGUGAUAAGGGAGAAAUAAAGGUUUUAGUUCUCUUUUUAAAGCAUAUCAAGGCCAGCUUUCUACGUUUGUCAGCGCUUGAGAGCCGUUAUUCUGGCAUCAUCCUAGUAAUGAGCUAUUGACGAGCUAUACUUGUUAUGUGUCAUGUAUCAGCUAACGUGACAGUACACGUGCGACAUCUUUGUGUCACGCUAAACCUUUGUGUGUUACGCAUUGCGUGACUCGGCCAGCUAUAUAAGGCCAUUCUCGUCCCCAGAGCCUCCUCUGCUUUCUCUUAUUUGUCGGAGUCAGCAUGACCGAGGGGCUCUGGGAACGAGAAUGUCUUUACGAUAGGUAAUUCGUUGGUAAAGAUAUAGUUAAUGUAAAGAUAAGAGAAUAUUAUAGUAGAGCUUAGAGAUAACAAAUUAAAAAUAAUUUGUAUGAAAAGUAA